AUGCGUCCGCCCUCCACGCUAUGGCUCCCGCUCGCGCUGUCGGCCGCCCACGCGCCCGUGGUCGCGGCCUCUGGCAACUCGCUGCCCACGUGGCUCGCCUAUGUCACUGGCGGCUUAUUGGUCAUAAUUAUCGUCUAUUAUUGCUGUCGCCGCGCGCGAUUCGACGAAAACCUGCAACAGCCGCUCCUCGGCGGCCAGUACACGGAAGACGGACAGCCAAUGACGCGCCAAGACGUGCAAGAGACGCAGGACGAAGUGACGACGCAGUGGCAGUGCGAAGUGUGUGACUUCCAGAACAAGAGCUCGACCAAAGCCUGUGUGCUCUGCGGCACCGAGCGCGGCUUUAGCCUCGGGCUGCACUCGCCCCGGGCCGCCCCCACGGCCUCGACGGCCUCGACGGCCAUUGGCUCGUUGACCGUCGGGACCGACGUCUCGCGCGAGAAGAGUUUCAACCGCACGCGGUCGUUUGCCAUUCGACGGCUCAAUAUGCUGAACGCGCGUCAACGCGGCGCUCGGAAUCGACAGGACUGGGUCCGGAAAGUCGGGACCGAUGGGAAACGCUAUUGGGCCAAGCGCGAGCUGCCGUUUCCAUUGGGCAACGCGAAGCCCGUGGCGGAGAACAAGAGCCAGUUGAGUGCGUCCGACGAGCCCGUCCAGGUCUCGAGUCUACGGAUCGAUGUCGCGUCGCUGGACGCUGGGCUGCAGUCGCCGAAGAGCGGUGCAGGUGCUGCAGGGUCGACGACGGCUCCUGUGACUGGAACGACGGACUCGGGGAAGGAGUUGGUGCAUCAGCCGUCACUGGCGUUUGUGUCGCAGUUGGCGCAAACGCCGCGCCAUCCGGAAGGUCGCAUGACGUUUAAGGAAUACCGGGAAGUGGAUGCCCGCGUGGCGUCGCGUGGCUAUGAGAUAUCGGAACAGGACUUGGAGAUCCUGGAACAGGUGGCUGCGCUGCCGUUUAAGGACAAGUACGCGUGGUUCUUGGAACAGACGUCGGCGUUGAUUAAGCCGUGGGAAGACGGGCAUUUGAAAAUGCGCGUACACCGUGAGAAUAUUCUCGUCGAGUCGAUGGAGCAGCUGCUGGGUGUACAGAUGGAACACAUCCACAUGCCGCUUCGCAUUGAGUUUAUUGGUGAGAUCGCGAUUGAUGCAGGAGGCUUGGAGCGUGAGUGGUUUUCGCUCGUGACGGAGCGUCUGUUUGACGAAACGAUUGGUCUGUUCAUGUGUGCGCACGUGGACUCACUGGCGUACGUCAUUAACCCGAACUCUGUCGAAGCCUCGGCAGAUCACUUGUUGUACUUCCGUGGCGCAGGCCGGCUUUUGGGUCGUGCGUUGCUGGAAGGUCAGUUGAUGAAGGCUCACUUGGCGCUUCCUGUGUUAAAGCACUUGCUGGGGGUUCCCAUUUCGUUCAGUGAUUUGGAGUUCUUUGACCAGGAAGUGUACAAUUCGCUCAAGUGGAUGAAAGAGAACGAUGGAGUGGAUGCGCUCGGACUGGACUUCACAGUCACCAACCGCAAGCUGAACGGCGAGGUGGAAACGAUUGAUCUGAAGGAAGGCGGCAAAGACAUCGAGCUGUCUGAUGAGAAUAAGCAGGAGUACAUCUACCUGCGCCUGCGGUACAUCAUGCUGGAUUCGUAUGCGGAACAGCUGCAACACCUUAUGGCUGGUGUAUUUGAGGUCAUCCCCCAAGAGUUGAUCCUCGUGUUUGAUUACCAGGAGCUGGAACUGGUGCUAUGUGGUGUGCCAUCCAUUGAUGUGGAAGACUGGAAGGCGCACACGCAGGUGUCCGAUGAGCUUCCCGAAGAGCUGUUAUCGUGGUUCUGGGAGACUGUCGAGGCCUUUUCGGACGAGGAGCGCGCGCGCCUGUUGCAAUUCACGACGGGCUCGUCACGUGUGCCUGUGCAGGGGUUCAAGGCGCUAACAAGUUAUGACGGGCGUAUAUGCCACUUUACGCUGAAAGCCGUUGCUUUCCCGGAACACGCGUAUCCACGGGCGCACACGUGCUUCAACCGCAUCGACCUGCCGCUGUACAAGUCAAAGCGGGAGCUGGAAGACGUGCUGUCACUGGUGAUAAAUAUGGAAGUUACGGGAUUUACAGACGAGUAA
This is a messenger RNA of Hyaloperonospora brassicae, 2103 nucleotides long. Lineage: Eukaryota; Oomycota; Peronosporomycetes; Peronosporales; Peronosporaceae. The record is from the annotation of a GenBank genome assembly.